GCGGUAGCCAUUUUAUUACGGCUUUCUAUUGAACACCUCAACCUUAAAAUUUUUGAUAUUGUCACAGUAAAUCAGGCUUUCUUUUUCUGUCUUCUCGUGUCUAAAUUUGAAAUCCGGCUCGCAUUAACUAGAUAAAAUUGUUUCGCCAUAAUCUUCAUUUUCGCAAAUUUUGUAUCAAAAAGUAAUAGCCUACCAAUUUUGUUUAAACUAGUAUUUAUACUCGCGUUUAUAGCUCAUCAAUAUCUUAGCCUUUUUUGAUCUUGCACCUACAAUAACUCAAAAAGUUUGCAAUUAUGUCUGACGAUCAACAAAAUGAACAGCAGACAAACGGAACAAAUGAAAACAAUGGAGUUGAACAACCAAGCACACAGGAAGAGUUAGCUAAAGAAGAUGACAGAAAAUUAUUUGUUGGUGGAUUAAGCUGGGAAACAACAGAAAAGGAAUUAAAAGAACAUUUUGUUCAAUAUGGUGAAAUAACAAAUAUCAGUCUCAAAACUGACCCUGCCACUGGGCGCUCUAGAGGAUUUGCUUUUAUCAUUUUUAAAUCAGUUGAAGGAUUAAAUAAUGCAUUUGCUGCUGGAGAUCACGUGAUAAAUGGAAAAAAAAUUGAUCCUAAAAAAGCUAAAGCCAAACAAGAAAAAGUAUUUGUUGGAGGCUUACCAUCAGAUGUUACCAAUGAUGAAAUAAAAGAGUUUUUUGGAAAAUGGGGUGUUAUUGUGAACUUGGAGGUUCCAUUUGAUAAAAUGAAAAAUCAACGAAAGGGAUAUUGUUUUAUUACGUAUGAAUCUAGUGACAAAGUGCAAGAUUUAUUUAAAACUGCAAAACAGACUAUUAAAGGAAAAGAAGUUGAUGUCAAAAAAGCUGCACCUAAACCUGCCAAUCCGUAUUCAAAUCCAAAAACAAUGAGAGGUAGAGGAGCUGCUCGUGGAGCAUAUGGGCCGUAUGCUGCACCAUAUGGAGCUUACCCUCCUCAAGGAUAUGAUUAUUAUGGAGGAGCUGCAUAUCCUGGAUAUGAAGCUGAUUAUUAUGGAAGUUAUGGUUAUGCUGGCUAUGAUUAUGGGUAUGGUUAUGAAGCACCUCCAGCGCCAGUUUCAGCUGCCAGGGGACGUGCUGCAUUUAAUGGUGCUGGUAAAGCUAGAGGAGCAUCUCGAGGAUCAGGAGCUAGGCAUGCUCCAUAUUAAAUAUUCAACUAUGUUUCAUAUGUGUUAAUAAUUUGUGUGUGUCCGUGUGUAUUUACACUAUUAGGUAACAAAAUUUUUUUACAAACAAAUUUUCUGACGACAAUAACAAAUAGCAGAAAAAUAGACCACUCUGUCCUUAAGUUAUUAAUUUUGUAUGUUUUAAACAUAAAACAAUUAUUAAUGUACAAAAAAUAGAUUUUAAAUUAAGCACAAAGUUAAUAUUACAAUAAACGUUUGUAAAUGUUCGUACAUUUUUUACUUUAUAGUAUAGUUCGUAAUUUGUAACAUUAUUUUUCCUAAUAAAUAAAUAUAGUGUAUUUAUAGAUUUUAUAAUAUAUCGUAUAUUAUAAGUA
Daktulosphaira vitifoliae (grape phylloxera) is the source of this 1534-nucleotide messenger RNA. Its product is annotated as RNA-binding protein squid-like. The coding region runs from base 294 to 1181 and encodes 295 amino acids. Gene Ontology annotation, biological process: regulation of gene expression. The transcript is spliced from 9 exons. Gene Ontology annotation, cellular component: nucleoplasm. Lineage: Eukaryota; Metazoa; Arthropoda; Insecta; Hemiptera; Phylloxeridae. Gene Ontology annotation, molecular function: RNA binding. The record is from RefSeq and is a predicted model, not a curated record.